GGCGGGGCGCUGGCGGCGCGGCGAUUGAAGGGCCGCUGGAUGCCGGGGACCGGGAGAACAGCCGCGGCAGCCGAAGGCCGGGCCGCUGCCUCCGCCAUGGAUCCGGUCCGGCUGUUCCGCGACGCGGUGUGAGGGGCCAGCCUUCCUUGCUGCUCCGAGCUUUGCGCAGCAGCCGGGAAUUGAUUUGACCCUGGACAAUUUCGCUGCUGCCCACAGGGCUCUAAACAGCCCCUGUAACACUGGAGAGACCAGGUGUGCGGUUAAAAAUGGUGCAGAAGUACCAGUCCCCUGUUCGAGUCUACAAAUAUCCCUUUGAGCUCGUCAUGGCGGCUUACGAGAAGCGCUUUCCCACGUGCCCAGAGAUCCCUGUCUUCCUGGGCAGUGAGAUCCUUCAGGAAUCCAAGAGUGAUGAUGGAGCUGUUCAUAUUGUCGAACGGAGCUGCAAGCUGAAUGUGGACGCUCCGCGGCUGCUGAAGAAGAUCGCUGGGGUAGAGUACGUCUUUUUCAUACAGAAGAACACCGUGAACUGGAAGGAGCGAACGCUCCUCAUUGAGGCUCACAACGAGACCUUUGCCAAUCGUGUUGUCGUCCUUGAGACCUGUAGCUACUCGGUUCACCCUGAGAAUGAAGAGUGGACGUGCUUUGAACAGUCUGCGUCUCUUGACAUCAAGUCGUUCUUUGGCUUUGAAAACACGGUGGAGAAAAUUGCCAUGAAGCAGUACACUGCCAACAUCAAGCGGGGCAAGGAGGUGAUCGAGCAUUACCUGAAGGAGCUGAUCUCCCAGGGCAUCACCUUCAUCCCCCGAUGGACGCCUCCACCAGUGAGCAGACAGAAGGAAAAGAGGGCCCUGGCUGUGGGACACAACCCUGGUAUUGUGCCAGCAGAGUCCUGCAUGCAUGGAACUACCAAAGAGCAGCCAGGCAGCUCCUGCCCUGCUGCAGAGAUGGCUAGCCCUGAUGCUGACAAACUGGACGCUGAGUACAUUGAACGGUACCUGGGGCAGCUGACUCCUAUGCAGGAAAGCUGCCUGAUCCGACUCCGUCAGUGGCUGCAGGAAAUGCACAAAGGCAAGUCAGAGGCUGGGGAAUGGAAGCCGGAAAAGAUCCCCAAAGAUGAGCAUAUCCUUCGAUUCCUGAGGGCUCGCGAUUUCAACAUUGACAAGGCUCGCGAGAUGCUCUGCCAGUCGCUGACUUGGCGCAAGCAGUACCAGGUGGAUUACAUCUUGCAGACCUGGAGACCCCCAUCCCUGCUGGAGGAGUACUACACCGGAGGGUGGCAUUACCAGGACAAAGAUGGCCGCCCCCUCUACAUCCUCCGCCUCGGUCAGAUGGACACAAAAGGUUUGGUGAAGGCCCUGGGAGAAGAGUCGCUCCUGCGACACGUUUUGUCCAUUAACGAGCAGGGACAAAAGAGGUGUGAGGAAAACACCAAUCUGUUUGGCCGUCCCAUCACAUCCUGGACGUGUCUGGUAGAUUUGGAAGGGCUGAACAUGCGUCACUUGUGGCGGCCUGGAGUUAAGGCGCUCCUUCGGAUAAUUGAGGUUGUAGAGGACAAUUACCCUGAGACACUGGGGAGGCUACUGAUCGUGCGAGCACCACGGGUUUUCCCUGUGCUGUGGACUCUGGUUAGUCCCUUCAUCAAUGAAAACACCAGGCAGAAGUUCCUCAUCUACAGCGGCAAUAACUACCAGGGUCCUGGAGGGCUUGUAGACUAUCUGGACAAAGACGUGAUUCCAGAUUUCCUUGGAGGAGAAUGUAUGUGCAACGUCCCUGAGGGUGGACUCGUCCCCAAGUCACUUUAUCAAACAGAUGAAGAACCGGAGAACUCUGAUCACAUCCGACUAUGGACAGAAACCAUCUACCACUCUGCAAAUGUUCUUAAAGGGGCUCCCCACGAGAUCGUUGUGGAAAUCCUGGAGGGUGAGUCUGUGAUCACGUGGGACUUUGACAUCCUGAAGGGAGAUGUGGUGUUCUGCCUCUUUCACUCCAAGCGAGCGCCCGAGACCAGUCGCAAAGAGGCCACAUCAUCAAGUGCUUCGACUGCUGGGGACAACGUGCAGCUAAUCGAUAAGAGCUGGGUUCUGGGGGUGGAUUAUAGCCGCAUGGAGUCUCCGCUGGUGUGCCGGGAAGGAGAGAGCAUCCAGGGAUCUCAUGUGACUCGUUGGCCUGGCUUUUAUGUUCUGCAGUGGAAAAUGCACAGCUCUUUGCCCUGCUCUGGCACCAGCCUCCAUCGAGUAGAUGAUGUCCUGGCUUCUUUGCAAGUUUCCAGUCACAAGUGUAAACUCAUGUACUACUUUGAGGUGCUUGCAUCCAAGGAUUUCAGGGGGUCCAUGUCAAGCCUGGAAUCCUGCAACAGUGGCUUUUCCCAGCUCAGUGCAGCCACGACAUCUUCCAACCAAUCCCAGAGCAGCUCCCUCAUUUCUAGAUAGCGUGGCGUAGGCUUCUAUUGACCUCUGAAAUGUUACAUCUGUGCUUGGAGGCCUCCCUCCAGGGCAGCUCUGGGGACCAACCCAAAGAGGCUGCAGUGUGCCUCCGCGUCAAGGCUUUGGGGGCAGUCAUUCAUAAGACCACGAGUAGCAGCAGUCUGGGGAACUCUUUGGAAUCUAUUUUCAGUAAGAGACGUGUGACUUUUCAAUCUGCAAACUGGAUUCCGUUGAAAGGCCUAUGUACCAGUUGUGUUUUAACAGACCUGUGUUUUAGGGUGAAUAUCACUUUGCAUGAAUCUGUGUAUUACUAAGGUCAAAGGGCUUUUUCCAAUCAGUCCUAUUUCUACAUACGAUAGAGGAGACUGAUGUGGCCUUAUCUGUAAUGACCCGUAGAACUAGACUUAUUCACAUGUAGCAAAAUUAGUCUAGUUUUUCUGGGCGCCUGCAAUACCAAUGACACUCAAGGUACAGUGGGUGUUUCAGCAGCAGGGACUUGAAGCAAAUUGUAAAUAAAUACCAGAAUACAGGCCAGUACCUGUACAGGCCAGGGUGGGGGGGGGAAGUGGAGAAACUUCCAAGGUAACCCAAACCUGAAACCUCUCCCAAUCCAAUUGGAUGUUGCUUGGAAGUACUUUCAAUUUUUUGUUAAAACAGUAUUUCCUACAGUGCGUAGGCAGAAAGCCUACCUCCAGCAAGCAAGUCCUUUCUUAAAGACACCCACUUGUCUUUAUUUCCUCCUCAGGUUUAUGAGCAAUAAAUGAGUGUUUCUCUGACCCAUCCCAUCAGACAUGGUGGGAAUCGAAUCACAUUAUAAAGGGCUAAGAAAAGCAAUAUGUUCUUUCCUUAAAGGCACAAAGUUUUAUGGCAGCAUUAUAGGAGCUGCUCCUUUAAAAACGGGCUAACUUGUAGAGGAGAGAACUCUCUCUCUUUUUCUAAAGUACGCGUGCAUGUGUAUUUAAACACUUAAUGAAACAUAUUUAUUCAAAUUGUAUCAUAGCUUAUUUUAAAUUAUUGUUUAUUUAUAAUGUCAGUGAUAACUAUUUAUUGAACCUGAUCACCUUUUUUAACCAGCUGCACUUUUUUGUUUUAAAAGGGAACGGCGGAUCUUGAAUCCCACAGACCUUUAGAUUUCAUUUCUAGUCUCUGUGGCAGCUGGGCAUCUUACCGUUCAGGGCUGUAGCACUCAGGGCAGCGUGUCAUCUCUUCUCCCAAAGCUCAUGGGAGUGGCCCCACUGACUUCAAGAUUACUCGCGUGAGUAAGGGUUUGCAAGAGCAGGGACCGAGCUUGUGGAUGUUAUUGGCAGGGAGGGAGCAUUAAGAGCUGUUGAAGAUAUGUUCUUGUACAAUCUCUGCUGAUUACAUCAGUGACGGACGUAUUGCAAAAGGAGUAAGAACCCAGUUAAAAUAAUUUACAUGGCAGAAAAGAAGUAACCUGUAUUCUUUCCUCAAGUACUAGGAAGUUAGAAAAACAGGUGGUCAAUACCGAGCUGCUUCUGGGCAGUAUUUGUAACUAACAGACAUGCAAGAGGUAUUCCUCAAUAAGCAGUUUAUCUUCUCUGCCCCAACCAUCCCUAACUGUUUUCACUAUCUUCAUUUGCUUGUUUCUAGGCACAGGGCACUGCCAGAACGGGGAGGAGGUGGGGGUACUAAUUGAUAACUGGAGCAAUGUACAUAAGAAAGUUAGUGUAUAAAUAUGUAGGCUGGAUUUUCAAAAGCUCCAGUGACAGCGCGACCAGCUACACAGUAAAACCUACUAAAUAAGAACGAACAUCAGGGACUCUUCCAAGCAUUUGUCAGUGUUUCAUUAUCUCCAUCAAGUGAACGAGGGUUUUGCCUUUCUCAGGUAGGGGCUGCCAUUUUAAUGAUACCUCUCAACCAAGUCCCAGUUUAAUGCAAAGAGGGAAUGGAAAAUGGGCUUCACCAUGAGAGAGCCCUGGAAAUCAAAGUUGGCGAGAGCGAGUGUAUUUGUACCCACAUACACAAAGUUGCUUUAACCACAGUUGACUCGCUUUCUAAAAACCAUUACUCAAUUUACUGUAUAACUUUUAAACUGUUUUGAUUUCUAGCACUUUCCAACAGCAAAGCCCAAGUCCUAUUCUGGGCCAUAUUUCCAGAUGGCUGCUUGUUUCUUGGUUUGACAGUUAAGUUUUUUCACAUUUACUCUGUCCCUGUGCGAAUAGUUCUCCUUCAUCCAGUAAAAAGUCCUGAAGGUGGAAUUCUCAGCUUAGAAUUUAUUACGCACCUGCACAUUCUGAACUGAGAUGGGGGAACAAGAGCCUUAAGUGGAAGGGGUAUAGGCCAGGGGAUGGCUCACUCCUGCUGUCUUUCUAGGGCUUCUUACAAGGGCCAGUGGUGUUUCCCAUGAUCCUGGAACGUCAAUCUCCCAUGCACUGAGUACCAUGUAUGAGGUUACACUGUAAUUCCAGACGUGGGACAAAGUAAAACUCCUCAUAAAGCUCACUUCUUCAGAGCAUGCUCCAGUGACUGGAGCGCAAGGUGAUUGGUGUCCUGGGUUCUAUUCACAGCUCCCCAUUGAUUCCUUGUGAUCCAGAGCAAAUUCUUUAGGCUAGAACAGUGACACUCAGACUGAGCUCCUGAGCUGCAAGUGGCUCUUUAACAUGUCUCUGUGGCUCUUCGCAACACAUGAUAUUAAAAUACCAUGUGAUUUUAAUUAUGAACCAAUCAGGAUGCUUUUACUAUGUUGUUAACCAAUUGUAGUUGAUAAAAUAAUAAUACUUGGGUCAGUCAUUUUGUGUGUGUGUGUAUAUAUAAAUACAUACACUAAAAUUUCCCCUGCCAGACCGUUUAAAGAUGAAUAUAUAGCACUACAGUAAAUGAAACAAUGCGUUCCCACUCUGGCAGCUCUCUUGGGUAAUGUUGAUCAUUAAUUUGGCUCCUAAACCACUGAGGUCUGAGGAUCACUGGGAUAGAACUUUCAAAAGUCCAAUGAUAGACCCCUGUAAGUUUUAGAAGUGCUGAGCACCUGUUGAAGUCAAUGGAGCUGUGGCUGUGCCACACUUCUGGAAAAUCAGGCCCAGCUGUCUAAUUGGGCACCCAGAAUGAAAUCACUUCUGUAAAUUUGGGCUUUAAUCUCUUUUUGUUUGUUACUCCAUCUGUAAAAUGCACACAAUACCUACCUCACAGGCUCAUUGCAAGGUUGACAUUUGUAAAGGCUUUGGAGAUCUUGAGAGGAAAGGCAAAGUGUUACAUGACCAUCUCUAUAGCUUAAAAAUCAGAUGGCCAUAUUUACACCUUGACUCGUGUGGGUCUGCAAAUAUACCCCAACUUGCUGUGUCCCCGAUUGUGUAUAAAACGUGAUUUGCAUUGAACUCUGGGUGCCAGACUACAUUUCUAUUGUCAUGCAGGGGCAAAAGCCAGAAUGUUCCAGUUGAGUUCAGGGCUUGUGGCUAAAUAUUUAAAUGGGGUUUGUUUUAAAGGGGCUUUUUUUAUUGUCCUGCAUGGACCACAAACUUAGUUUUGCAGAAGGGCUGAGAGGGACUUGAGUCCAAGUGGCCUUGAUCUGACUGAAGCAGCACUGCUAGAUUUUCUUCCCAGCAGCCCAUGUACGGAGAGAACCAAAAUGAGUGAGUGUUCUGGAGCACAAAAAUCAUACUAAUAAAGCACUAUUGUAUUUUUUUCUCUGUUAGGGAUAGACUGUAAAUUCCCUUUGAUAUGGAUCCUUUCUCUAUAUUGUUUUCCUACUGUGGAAAAUGUGUCGAAACAAUCUUCUAUUGGAUGAUUUAGCUAGUGAAAUGCUGAGCUAUGGUGAUGAUUCAGUGUUAGAGGAUUAGGAUACUAUUUCAGACAUUGUUUGAAUAGUCUUUGUUUUGCAUUUACAAUCCCAGAGCCCAGGGCUGGACUUCAGUGGCACAUUGCUGCUUAAAAGGUGGCAGUUGCACUCACCUUGCCUACAGUCUUGCAAACAAGACAGACUCUGAUGCCCUACUCCAAAGGUCAUUUUAACUGGUCAAUUUAAAAACUGGUUGGUGGGAAAAGGGCCAGAAUCUGCAGGUCCUACCUACUGAACUCAGGUGCUAAGCUGUCACGUGUUUAACAUAUCUGCUAAGGCCAGUUGUAUCAGCAAAGCCAGUGACCUUCUUUUGAAAUGCAGUUCACUUCCUCACCCUCCUCAUGCUAAUGGUCAUGUAAUUAUACUGUGAGACCCUUCUUUACAGGUUAAGGCUGAAAGACUAUUUGAAGGGCAUUUGUCAGCACCUUCUGCCUGGUGUUGGUUUUCUAUGCUCCCAGCACAGACUUGAGAAAAUUCUUCUAACUAGCCAUAAAGGAUGUUCACUGUCAGCAUUGACCAUGAAUCAGUUUUAAUGGCACUGUAACACUUCCAUGCUAUCUGUGUAUAAAGACUAAAUGAGCAUUAAUUUUUA
Molecule: messenger RNA, 6808 nt
Organism: Mauremys reevesii (Reeves's turtle)
Lineage: Eukaryota; Metazoa; Chordata; Testudines; Geoemydidae
Gene: SEC14L5
Product: SEC14 like lipid binding 5
Exons: 18
Coding region: 267-2429 (720 amino acids)
Cellular component (GO): cytoplasm
Source: RefSeq, a predicted model, not a curated record